GUUAACAGAUUUUAAAAUUAUUAUUAGUUAUAAAAUAAAACGUAGGUAGUUAAUGCUUGUUAUUCGAUUGUUUUGGCAGUUACGUUUGGUGUUUAAUAUAUUUUACAUUAAUUUUUUUUUAUAAAUUUAUAUAUUAUUAAAUUAUCACUAUGAUAAAGGCUAUUCUUGUCUUCAAUAAUCACGGAAAGCCUCGGCUAUCCAAGUUUUAUCAAUACUUUAAUGAAGAUAUGCAGCAACAAAUUAUCAAAGAAACAUUCCAUUUAGUUUCUAAGAGAGAUGAUAACGUAUGCAAUUUUUUAGAAGGCGGAAGCUUAAUUGGUGGCUCAGAUUACAAAUUGAUAUAUAGGCAUUAUGCUACACUGUAUUUUGUCUUCUGUGUAGAUUCUUGUGAAAGCGAGUUAGGAAUCUUAGAUCUAAUACAAGUUUUUGUGGAAACAUUGGAUAAAUGUUUUGAAAAUGUUUGUGAAUUGGAUUUAAUUUUUCAUGCUGAUUCAGUACAUUUUAUAUUAAAUGAACUAGUAAUGGGAGGCAUGGUUUUGCAAACUAAUAUGUCUGAAAUUUUAAUGAGGAUAGAAGAACAGAAUAAGUUACAAAAGCAGGAAGCAGGUAUUUCUGCAGCACCGGGAAGGGCUGUUAGUGCUGUUAAAAACAUGAACAUACCUCAACAAAUUAAGGAUAUAAAAUUACCUGACCUCCCACAAGCCAUAAAAGAUUUGAAAUUCUGACCUCUUGCUCUGAAGAAUAAUUUUCCAGGAGAAGGAGAUAUUUCAAAAGUGCAAUCUGAUUCAAAAGAACAUAUUUCAACAAGUUUGAAAAGUUCGCAUGAACGUGAUAUUACAAGUAAACAGUAUAUGUAAAAUUCAUCGACUUUUCCAUUUCAUAUUGGCAAAGUAAGUGGACUUUUUCAAUCUGUAUGUAUUUACUGAUACUACACCUUUACGAUGAUAAAAACUGUAUUUGCGUAUUUUAAGCAGGGUGGUAGUGCAGUGAUAGGUAAAAUACCUAUAAAAUAAUCUAAUAUUGAAAAUGAGCUCUUUGUGAAGAAUUUCAUAAUUUGAAAAGGUUUUAAAAAUGUA
Ctenocephalides felis (cat flea) is the source of this 1076-nucleotide messenger RNA. RefSeq names its product AP-3 complex subunit sigma-2-like. Gene Ontology annotation, biological process: Golgi to vacuole transport; intracellular protein transport. The record is from RefSeq and is a predicted model, not a curated record. Gene Ontology annotation, cellular component: intracellular membrane-bounded organelle; AP-3 adaptor complex; membrane coat. The transcript has a single exon. NCBI's taxonomy places the organism in Eukaryota, Metazoa, Arthropoda, Insecta, Siphonaptera, Pulicidae. Bases 150 to 725 code for a protein of 191 amino acids.